CGUAAAAAAAAAAAACGAUCACGUAAAUCACAAUGUAGUAGUAGUAAUAUUUCCAUUUUCCAGCUAACAAAUUCUCUUUUCAAAUUCAGACGUCAUUAAUUUUGCUUCGAAUGUGUGUAUACAUUACAGUGACGGCAGUAACCUUCACUCCCCCACUUGCUAUCUUCUCUCCGCAGAUCAGAUCUGAUCCCUCACAACACAGUUGAGGAGUUGAAUUCCCAUCUUCACAAAGUAAAUGGGUCGUGGAGUUAGCAGUAGCGGAGGGCAGAGUUCUCUGGGCUACCUUUUUGGAAGAGGGGAAGCUCCUGCUCCAAAACCUGCCAUGAACAAUGUGCAGGCACCUGUUGAGAAGCCAGCCCCAGUGACUCGUGUUACACCAGAGAAGCAGCCUUCUGCCGCACCAUCUGGUGAUGGUAUAAAGCAGAUUCCUGCUGGUAUCCAUGGAAACCAGAAGAAUAACUAUUACCGUGCUGAUGGCCAGAACACUGGGAACUUCCUCACGUUGCUCAAUGAUCGAUGACAUUUUGUUACCAUCGAUAGCAUUGGGACUGAAUGCUUCAGGAUCGACCUUCUACUAAAGUCCAUGCUGCCCCAGGUGGUGGGUCUUCCCUGGGAUACCUUUUCGGAGGUGGGAGUAACUAGUGGCUUUGGCACAUCAUAUUCAACAAUGAGAUUGCCGUCUACUCUGUCUAGGCCACAUUCAAAAUGUGGUCUAACAAUAUGUUCAUCUCUUGAGACACUGUGAAUUAGAGUAUGGUUUACAUUUCUUGUGUCGUAAAUUCGUAAUGCAUUUAUUGCUGAAGUCACAUACCUUAGAUGAUGUUUGAGCUGCUGUUGAAGCUAUGUCCAAUAGUUUGUGAUGUCCCUCAUAUCAAUCAGUAUCAGAUAUGGUGAUAGAUCAUUUGUGGUUGUUAAUAGCACUCUCAUUUUGUUUGGUUUAUAUCUCGAUUUAUUCUCAAA
Messenger RNA from Salvia splendens (bonfire salvia), 960 nucleotides. Its product is annotated as protein SPIRAL1-like 2. The record is from RefSeq and is a predicted model, not a curated record. Gene Ontology annotation, cellular component: cortical microtubule, transverse to long axis. The transcript has 3 exons. NCBI's taxonomy places the organism in Eukaryota, Viridiplantae, Streptophyta, Magnoliopsida, Lamiales, Lamiaceae. Gene Ontology annotation, biological process: cortical microtubule organization. The coding region runs from base 236 to 520 and encodes 94 amino acids.